Auanema sp. JU1783 is the source of this 534-nucleotide messenger RNA. The record is from the annotation of a GenBank genome assembly. Lineage: Eukaryota; Metazoa; Nematoda; Chromadorea; Rhabditida; Rhabditidae.
AUGAUCGCUAAGACUCUCAUGGUAUCCUUUCUUGUUGUAGCAGUUUCUGCAGAUAAAGAUCUUCAAACAGUAGCUGAAAAAUGCUGUGCUGCCGAGCAUCGCGAUUGCUGCAUCGAUUCCAUGCAGUUCUUCAAACCUUUAUCAUGUGUUCCUAAUCACGAUGAAAAACUGGAAAUGGUCAAAUGCAUGCAAGAAGAACUCUUCGGAGAGCCCACCCUCGUUAGUCUAGUUGUCCAAGAUUUUGGCUGCUGUUCGGUGUUUGACACGAAUGACAACGACCCAGAGAGCAACUGCCUUUACCAUUGCGAGAACACCGUAAUGAUCCCUUCUCUUCAUCCACGCGAGAAAAUCCGUAGAAUCAGAAAAUGCAUGAUGACUAACUUCAAGAACACCGUCUACAAGUGCUUCGUCAAGUGCCAGGCCUCUAGACGCGUACGAUCACAUGAAAGAUUCCAGCUGGAACGACACUGCAACAUGACAGAUUUCAUGAGAGCUAACCAAUUUUACUAUGGUGCAGCCGUUCUUAGUCCUUAA